Hypomesus transpacificus is the source of this 963-nucleotide messenger RNA. Its product is annotated as olfactory receptor 13C8-like. The transcript has 5 exons. Gene Ontology annotation, molecular function: G protein-coupled receptor activity. Gene Ontology annotation, cellular component: membrane. NCBI's taxonomy places the organism in Eukaryota, Metazoa, Chordata, Actinopteri, Osmeriformes, Osmeridae. The coding region runs from base 1 to 963 and encodes 320 amino acids. Gene Ontology annotation, biological process: G protein-coupled receptor signaling pathway. The record is from RefSeq and is a predicted model, not a curated record.
AUGGAAUUUAACAAUAAAUCAACAUUUGUGGUUCAAGAAAUCAUAAUUACAGGACUGGAUGGUGUGCCAUACCCCAAAUUGGUUGGAGCAGCAAUUCUAUUUGUUCUUCUUUUCAUUCUGCUUGGAAGUUUUACCAACAUUGCUAUAAUUGUGUUCAACAGGCCACUGCAUUCUCCUAUGUACUUUUUGAUUUGUACAUUGGCAAUGGUUGACAUUAUCUACACAAGUAGCAUGAUUUAUGCAGUGUUGAAAAUGCCUUCUACUAUAGACAGGAAAAAAACAUUUAAUACCUGUAUUUCUCAUAUUAUAGUUGUAGCUUGCUUCUUUUUCUCAAAAAUGGCCUGGGUGGUGUACCAUGCCCCCAAGUUGGUUGGAUCAGCAAUUAUUUUAGUUCUUCUUCUCAUUCAGUUUGGAAGUUUUACCAACAUUGCUAUAAUUGUGUUCAACAGGCCACUGCAUUCUCCUAUGUACUUUUUAAUUUGUGCAUUGGCGAUGGUUGACAUUAUCUACACAAGCAGCAUGAGUUCUACUAUGCUUAAUGUCCUCCUUGGAGAGGAGAGAAGAGUACAAUUUUCUCUUUGCAUUUUAAAACACUUCAUGUUUCAUUUAGGAACUCAUAUAGAGCCCCUCACUAUUACUCUGAUGGCUUUUGACCGAUUAAUAGCCAUCUCAUACCCUUUAAGAUAUCACACUAUCUUAUCUAAUAGGAAUAUGUUUGUGCUCAUAGUAGGAAUAUGGACAGGAGGACUGCUUAGAACAGCUUGUGUUGAUCCCAUAGUUUAUGCUAGUUCUUUACAGGAUUUUUUUUUUUGUACCUGUAUAUCUCAUAUUAUAGUGCUAGCUUGCUUCUUUUUCAAAAAAAUGGUGCAUUCAAUGUCACAAAUUAGAACCCUAGGUCUGUCUCUCACCGUGACCCACAGAAAUGGCCUUUCAAUUGUUCUACUCUUGGACACUCACUUGUGA